Messenger RNA from Sus scrofa (pig), 1884 nucleotides. It is a transcript of the gene ASCC1, whose product is annotated as activating signal cointegrator 1 complex subunit 1. Gene Ontology annotation, molecular function: RNA binding. Gene Ontology annotation, biological process: regulation of DNA-templated transcription; DNA alkylation repair. The record is from RefSeq and is a predicted model, not a curated record. Lineage: Eukaryota; Metazoa; Chordata; Mammalia; Artiodactyla; Suidae. Gene Ontology annotation, cellular component: nucleus.
AUUUCCUCUUGCACGCCCUCUGCGGCAGGCUCCCAUUCCUCCUCCUACUUUCUCCAUUUUACUAGUCCCUGCAGGUAGGAUCCCAGAGAUCAAGUCCCUUUCCACCAGGCUCUCGAGGGUCCCUGAGCCCUCGGCCACUUACCUCAGCAGCUUUGGCACUUUCCCCUACAGCCCCGCCCCCAAGGCCGACUGGUGCGGCCGAGUUAACAUCGACAAGGGCGGCGCCGUGCUCGCGCCCGCGUGGAGGGACCGGCAGCGGCGUGCGCGUGCCCCUUGCAGUAGUGGGCGUGGCCGGGGCGGAGAGGACUUCCGGGUCCUUCUCCUCCUCGUUCCCGGAUUUUCUUUUUGCUGUGGGGAUUUCGCUGGACUGUUUGGAGAAAGUGUCAUGGAAGUUCUGCGUCCACAGCUUCUAAGAAUCGGUGGCCGGGUUUACAGGAAGAAUCCCAUCCAAGAACAGACUUAUCAACAUGAAGAAGAAGACGAUGAUUAUUAUCACGGCCUCAUGGAGUGCGCGGAAGAGCCCUGUGAAGCCUACGAGGUGGUGCAGACCCCACAAGGUUUUCGGUGUACUGUGAAGGCCCCCAGUCUGCUCUACAAGCAUAUAGUUGGCAAGAGAGGGGACACUCGGAAGAAAUUAGAAGUGGAGACCAAAACUUCUAUUACCAUUCCUAAGCCUGGACAAGAAGGAGAAAUUGUAAUCACUGGUCAGCAUCGAAGUGGUGUAAUUUCUGCCCGAACUCGGAUUGAUGUUCUUUUGCUCACUUUUCGAAGAAAGCAGCCCUUCACUCACUUCCUUGCCUUUUUCCUCAAUGAAGUUGAAGUUCAGGAGCGAUUUCUAAAGUUCCAGGAGGAAGUACUGGAGAAGUGCUCCAUGGACCACGGGGUUGAUAGCACCAUUUUCCAGAAUCCUAAAAAGCUUCACCUAACUAUUGGGAUGUUGGUGCUUUUGAGUGAGCAAGAGAUCCAGCAGACCUGUGAGAUGCUACAGCAGUGUAAAGAAGAAUUCAUUGAUGACAUUUCUGGGGGCAAACCCCUGGAAGUAGAGAUGGCAGGGAUAGAAUACAUGAAUGAUGAUCCUGGCAUGGUGGAUGUUCUUUAUGCCAAAGUCCACAUGAAAGAUGGCUCCAACAGGCUGCAGGAAUUGGUUGAUCGAGUGCUAGAACGUUUUCAGGCAUCUGGAUUGAUAGUGAAAGAGUGGAAUAGUGUGAAACUCCAUGCUACAGUCAUGAAUACUCUAUUCAGGAAAGACCCCAAUGCUGAAGGCAGGUACAAUCUCUAUACAGCGGAUGGCAAAUAUAUCUUCAAGGAAAGAGAAUCAUUUGAUGGCCGAAACAUUUUAAAGCUGUUUGAGAACUUCUACUUUGGUACUCUGAAGCUCAACUCAAUUCACAUCUCUCAGAGGUUCACUGUAGACAGCUUUGGAAACUACGCCUCCUGUGGACAAAUUGACUUCUCCUGAGGUGGAUCGUGAAAAACAGUCAAAAUUGAACAUCCUCACAAGGGCAGUGGCACGCGAAACAAUGAUGAUAUCAGCGGGACUGUGCAAAGUUCCCUGGGAGAGUGUGAGCCACAGAAGGCACUCUUUCCUCACUACAGACCUGCAGAUGGAAGGAGCUCCCAGCCAGCUUGGCCCCACCCUUCAGCUCUGCUGCAAGCUCUGCUGGGGAGCGCCAGCCUCACUGUCACCCCUCAUCUCUGCCUCCUCACAGCCUUUCUCUUUCCUUCCUUCCAUAGCCUUAUCUUGAUUCUUGCUGUUCGAGAAGUCUGACUCUGAUCUCUGCAUGUUAAGGCCACUGCAUGGUGAGGGCUGUGUAUAAUACUCAAAGAUUUGUUUAUCAGUGUGGCUGCACAGAUCAUUUGUCAAUAAAUGAAUUUCUAAAGCAA